Messenger RNA from Tarenaya hassleriana, 1301 nucleotides. RefSeq names its product chalcone synthase-like. The record is from RefSeq and is a predicted model, not a curated record. Lineage: Eukaryota; Viridiplantae; Streptophyta; Magnoliopsida; Brassicales; Cleomaceae. The transcript is spliced from 2 exons. Gene Ontology annotation, molecular function: acyltransferase activity, transferring groups other than amino-acyl groups. Gene Ontology annotation, biological process: polyketide biosynthetic process. Bases 6 to 1193 code for a protein of 395 amino acids.
GCAAAAUGGCUCAGUCGUUGGAGGAGAUGAGGGAGAGGGAUAGAGCCGACGGUCCGGCCGCAGUUCUAGCCAUUGGAACGGCCAACCCUCCGAACACGGUUCUUCAGGCCGAAUACCCUGACUACUUCUUCGGCGUCACCAACUCUGAACACAUGACCCAUCUCAAAGACACGUUCAAGCGCAUGUGCGAAAAGUCGACGAUAAGGAAGCGUCACUUGCACAUGACAGAGAGCUUCCUGAAAGAGAACCCUAAUCUCUGCGCCUUCAUGGCUCCAUCUCUCGACGCUCGCCAGAACGUGGGGGUGGUGGAGGCCACUAGGCUCGGGAUGGAUGCGGCCGUUAGAGCCAUCGAGGAGUGGGGUCAGUCCAAGUCCAGGAUCACUCACCUUGUCUUCUGUACCAUCUCAGGGCUCGACAUGCCAGGAGCUGAUUACCAGCUGACCAAGCUCCUCGGCCUCAGCCCCUGUGUCAAACGACUCAUGCUGUAUCAACAGGGCUGCUUCGCCGGCGCUGCAGUUCUCCGCCUCGCCAAGGACCUCGCCGAGAACAACCGUGGCUCACGAGUCCUUGUCGUCUGCUCCGAGAUCACCACCAUCACCUUCCAUGGCCCUUCUGAAGCCCACACCGACAUUCUCGUCGGUCAAGCCCUAUUCGGUGACGGCGCUGCAGCUGUCGUCAUCGGCUCUGACCCCGACACAAACCUCGGAGAGACACCUAACUUCGAGCUGGUCUCGACGGCUCAAACGAUCAUCCCGGACUCAGAAAACGCCAUACUCGGCCACUUGAGAGAAUCAGGGCUUGUGGUCCAGCUCUCAAAAGACAUACCUAGACUGAUCUCCGACAACAUUGAGAAGAGCCUGGUGGAACUGUUCGAGGCACUCGGGAUAAGUGACUGGAAUUCUGUAUUCUGGGUGGUGCACCCUGGUGGUCCUGCCAUCUUGGACCAGGUCGAGGCCAAGCUUCGUCUGAAUCCCAACAAGAUGCGAGCCACGCGUCACGUGCUGAGUGAGUACGGCAACAUGUCGAGCGCGUGCGUGCUCUUCGUCCUGGACGAGAUGCGGCGGAGAUCGGUGGAGGACGGGGCCAGAACCACCGGAGAGGGAUUGGAGUGGGGGAUCUUGGUCGGAUGCGGACCAGGUCUCACCGUCGACACCGUCCUCCUCCGCAGUGUCCUUAUCCGUUCAAAGUCUUGAUAGAACAGAGAAAUAGUGGAGAAUUGUUGGAUUUUUCAUUAUUCAAUAUAAAGAAUUACAAUAUUUACAGAUAGAAAAUAGAAUCACAAUAUAUCUUAUUUAAUCAAU